AUGGACGAAGACCACCACCAUCACCACGACCCGGUGCCCUACUCGACCCCGACGUGUCUACAGCUGGGAAUACCGAUCGCCUCAGAGCCAGGCCUCCCCGGAGGGUACCCCGACCCCCGCCUACCUCCGGACGACGUCCCGGGGAUCCCGCCGAUGUUAGAAUCCUACCUGGACCCCGUGUAUCAUGACUCCUACCUCAACGGUAGACUCCCAUAUCUACCAUUUCCGUCGCCAUACGGGCUCUACGACUACGGAUUCGAACCAGCUUUUAUUAGAAAAAGAAACGAGAGGGAAAGACAACGAGUUAAAUGCGUGAACGAAGGAUAUGCUAGACUUCGAGAACACCUUCCUUCAGACAUUUCUGACAAAAGACUAAGCAAAGUCGAGACCUUACGAGCGGCUAUAAAAUACAUAAAAAAGCUGCAAAAAGUUUUGCACGAAGAAGAAGGAAACAAUCAUCGGUCGAGGAUCGGCAGCGUCGACGACAAGGAUUCGGCGUCUCCGGAAACUAACGACAUUGACCCGAGAAGUCCCGAACAGGAUUCAGACGAUUCCGAAAAUAGCAAAGAAUCGAGAUGA
Molecule: messenger RNA, 579 nt
Organism: Branchiostoma floridae (Florida lancelet)
Lineage: Eukaryota; Metazoa; Chordata; Leptocardii; Amphioxiformes; Branchiostomatidae
Product: achaete-scute homolog 5-like
Exons: 1
Coding region: 1-579 (192 amino acids)
Biological process (GO): developmental process; regulation of transcription by RNA polymerase II
Molecular function (GO): RNA polymerase II transcription regulatory region sequence-specific DNA binding; DNA-binding transcription factor activity, RNA polymerase II-specific; protein dimerization activity
Source: RefSeq, a predicted model, not a curated record